This is a messenger RNA of Dictyostelium purpureum, 1533 nucleotides long. RefSeq lists its product as uncharacterized. The coding region runs from base 268 to 1533 and encodes 421 amino acids. Lineage: Eukaryota; Evosea; Eumycetozoa; Dictyosteliales; Dictyosteliaceae. Gene Ontology annotation, molecular function: zinc ion binding. The transcript has a single exon. The record is from RefSeq and is a predicted model, not a curated record.
AACAAAUAAACUCUUAAAUAUACAAUAUAAUUGCAAUAAUUAUUAUUCAAUUUAACUUUUUUUAACUGUAUUAAUUCUUUUAGGGGUUUAGUAAAAUUAUAGUUAAAGCAAAAAAAUUUGUAGAAUCAAUAUAUAGAAACUUUUUAUUAUUUUUUUAACGAAAAAAAUAAAAUUAUUAUUAUUUUUCUAUGUUUAUACCCAAAAUUUCUCAUUACAUUAUAAUAAAAUAUAAUAAAUAAUUGCAUGAAAUAAAUAAAAAAAAACAAAAUGUUAAUAGAAUGUAGAUUUUGUUUAGAAGAAGUUGAAGUGGAGGAUAAGAAGGAAAACAUUUGUAGCCAAAACUCUUUAAAUAAUGAAUGUGUAGGUUUGGACAGUUGCAGUGGAAGAAUUAGCAGCGAUGGUUUCAUAGAGUUUAUACCAAUUACACAAAGUAAAAGACAAAGAAAGAAUAUUGGAAAUAGAUUAGUAAAGCCAUGCGAUUGUAAAGGUACUCAAACAUAUGUACAUGUAAAAUGUUUAUGUGAAUGGAUAGGAAAAUGUAAUAAAUGGUAUUGUUCAAUUUGUCAUCGUGUUUAUAAUCUAUCACCACACCAUCUCCAUUAUUGUGUAAUGCGAUUGCAAAGAAAAGGUGUAUUAAAGAAUCUUCCUCCAAUUUACUCGAAUAAAGAAUUCUCAAGAUCAAGUUAUUUUGCUUUAUUAAUUUUUAUGGGUACUCUUAGUAUGUUAAUGCUUCCUUCUACUCUUCAUAAUAAUAAUAAUACAAGUAGAGUUUCUUUUUCAAAUUUAAUUGACACUACAACUUCUGGUUUUAAUCCAUUUGAUAGUAUGGCCCCUCCAACUCCUUAUUUUAGUUUCUAUCCUUGUUCUUCAUCUCCUUCGAUUUAUUUUUCUGGUGCUUCUCCAUUAUCAUCUUCAUCCUCUUCAUCGUUUUUUCAAUCUUACACAAAUAAUGUUUUAGGAGUACAGCAUCAAAAUAAAGUUUAUGAAAGUACUCUCCAACCUUACUUUAAUAGCAAUCAAGCGGGAAUCGGUUCAUCAAUGUUUUCCUCAUGUAAAUUAAAAAACCAUGAUGAAAAAUUUAGUUCUUUUGUUUGCCAUUCUUCUCCUUUUGUCUCAAAAUCUAAUAGUGAUUCGACUAGUGGUGGUAUGAACCCAAAUUCUCAAAAUCAACAAUUUAUACAAUAUCCAAAUUAUUAUAGCUUCAAUAUCCCAAACGAAAUUAAUAAUUUAAAUAAAGCAAAAGAACAACCCUCAAUAGGAAAUAAAAAAAUUUCUAAUAUAAACCCAGAUGAUGAACCAUUGUUAAAAAAAUACAAUUUCAUUCAUAAUAUUCAAAACUACCAACCAACAACAAAAGAAAUACAACCACAGUCUAUACAGCAACGAUCUGAAAAUUCCCCAAUUAUAACCCAAACAUCAAAAUCUCCAAUCAACAACCACAAUAUUUAUUUUGCCACUCAAAGAAAUAAUAAAAUAACAUCAUUAAAAAAUAUAUUUUGUACUGUUUUUCCAAUAGAACAAAUAUGCUAUUAA